CGCGCCGCUUCAUUCCCCAUUCUCCUCGGCACAAGCGUCCCGUUCCCAGCGCCGCCACUCAGAUCCAAAACGAGUUAGAGAGGAAAAGGGGAAGGGGAAACCGGCGGGCGGCGGCGGCGGCGGAGGAGGAGGAGGAGGCGAGAUGGUUGGAGAUGGCUGGCGCAGGCGGAGUGGAUGAUGCGGUCCGUACUAUGUCCCGAUCGAGCCGUGCAAGAGGAAGAAGCAGCCGCCAUCGGCAGCGGAGAUCAUGAGGGCUGAAGCCCGCGGCCAGCUCACCCGUCUCCGCGGCGUGAUCCUCAACUGCGAGGGGUGCCUCUCUUACUUCCUCCACUCCAUCGAGCACCAGGUCCGAGACCCGCUCGAGCUAGCCGCCGACUUCGCCGCUGCUGCUGCCAAGGCGGAGGCGGAGGCGCAGGACUACAACGAAGGGUUCAAGCUUCAGGCCGGUGAUGAGUAUUACCUGAGCUCCCUGAACUUCUUCGCGCCGUCUGUGGGGGCCGCCUUCGCCGGGUUCUGGGGCGUCCGCUGGCUAGAUUGCGCCGAGGAUGGGCUUCUUGAGGUUCUUCGCUACUUGGAGUUGAACCUCGAAAUCGACGUUGAUCAGUGCUUUGUGGACCGCACGAGGGAUGCCUUCGACCAUGUGAACAACGCCCAGGCUUGCUUGAUUCGAGCCCAUGCUUCCCUCCGUCCAGGAAUAUGCUAUCUAGGUUACACGUCAAUGAAAUCCACAGGAGUCCUCUCGCCAGUCCACCAGUACACGUUCAGCAGCACAGGGUAAUCACUCACGACCACACGGGACUGCUUCCAAUGAAACUCGUCUGGCAAGUUCACCAGGUUCUGGCUAGACAGUUCCCAUUGGGCAGGGCUUCGGCAAUUGUUCUUUGCAUGGCUGCAGGCUUGACAAAUUUCAUCAGAGACGGUGGAAGCUGCCUCAACCUGUAACCGAUGAUCCCCUGAUCGAUCUAGAAAUGCA
Messenger RNA from Triticum aestivum (bread wheat), 973 nucleotides. RefSeq lists its product as uncharacterized. Bases 248 to 778 code for a protein of 176 amino acids. The record is from RefSeq and is a predicted model, not a curated record. Lineage: Eukaryota; Viridiplantae; Streptophyta; Magnoliopsida; Poales; Poaceae. The transcript has 2 exons.